Molecule: messenger RNA, 906 nt
Organism: Caenorhabditis elegans
Lineage: Eukaryota; Metazoa; Nematoda; Chromadorea; Rhabditida; Rhabditidae
Gene: ceh-74
Product: Homeobox domain-containing protein
Exons: 4
Coding region: 1-759 (252 amino acids)
Cellular component (GO): nucleus
Molecular function (GO): DNA binding
Source: RefSeq, marked reviewed
AUGUCAUCUAAAAAUGAGCAGACACCAAAGGUUCCGGCUGAGUUGGAUCCACUAAAUGAGACAAUUUUCCGAGAACAAAUGUACGCAAUCUAUCAAGUAUGUCAAUAUCCAUCAAAAGAGCAAUACGCAGAAUGGGCUCAGACGUAUCAAAUUCAGCAGAGAAGAAUUCGAAAAUGGUUUGAUAAUCGGCGAACAAGAGAUAGAGAACGGAGAAAGAGAAAAGGAGAUGACAAUGAAGAUUCAAGUGAAAUUUCAAAAAGAGGAAGAGUUACUUGUGGUCUAGAUUACAAGAAUCAUGAAGAGGAAUCUACGGAUGAUUUUCAAGAUGAUAUAGAAGAGUUGGAUAAUUCUCAGUUCGAGAUGGCAAAAGUUUCAUCAAUCAGAGACGAGUUGAAAGACGUCAAAUCAGAAUCUCCGCCUGUAAUGGAACAAUCUUUUCAUUUGAGAACUGUGCAACACGUUUCAACACCACGUAGAGAUCGGAUAAUUCCAGAAAGUCAAACACUGUUUGUUCCAGCCGGAUGCUCUCUGGAUUAUGAAAAAUGGACGCCCGCAGAAUUUCUUCAAUGGACUUCCAACUUUCUAUCAAGCGCCCAAGCAAUGGACAUCAUAAAAAGCCAGGAAAUCUCUGGAGACACAAUGGAAAGUUUUUUUGACGAUCCAGAUUUUCGAAAAGAAACCGGAAUGCCGUAUGGACCAUUUCAGACAAUCAAAAAGCACGCUGCAACUGUGAUUAAUCGAUUUAACGGUUAUGAAUAAUAGUUAUUCAAAGUUCUCGCAUUUUCUGUACAGUGAUCUUUUUCGUUUUUAAAGUGUCUUAACUUUUUUUGAUUUUUUGCAAAGUGAUUUUCAUUACUUUAUCAAUGAUCGGGUUUUUAAUAGAUCCUUAUAAAUAGAAACCUAUAA